AUGGGUCUCGUCGAUUGGGCGACGACGACCAGAGAUGCCAGCGAUGCGGGUUACCAGUCGGAGACGUUGCCCCACAUGCACUGCCACUGCGGCUCCCACGCAGUCACUGUGCAAUUGCGCCACAACGCAGUUGUCAAGAGACAUGCCGCGACCUCCAGGCUCCUCGGAAAAAGGCGUGGUAAACAGUAUGUCCCGGGUGUCGGCGGGAGUCUCGCGGCUGUACGUCCCAGGAUUGUCGCGACAUACGAGACUGGCGUCAUUGUGGAUGUGAACGUGCCCUUCGAAAACGACUUCCAAGCACUCAAGAAUGCGAAAAUCGCAUAG
Messenger RNA from Heterotrigona itama, 324 nucleotides. NCBI's taxonomy places the organism in Eukaryota, Metazoa, Arthropoda, Insecta, Hymenoptera, Apidae. The record is from the annotation of a GenBank genome assembly.